CAGUUCCAUUCUGCAACGCAAGAUUCCGAGAGAGUAUAAAAGCAGCCACAGCUCUCAUCCUGCACACUGGCACCGCAGUUGGGUAUUCUCGAAGAUGAGCUACGGCAUGGAAUAUCUCACGAGCUCUCCGCAUAGGAGGGCACGAGGUGACUUGCUCCAAUUUCAGCCUAAAAACCUCGGAUCGUCCUCUACAGGGGUGCAGUUUUCCAGGAGCUCUCUCAGCACUGGGUCGUCUGGGUCAUUCAAACAGUGCAGUCUGAUGCGUAAAAAAGAAUACAGUUCUCCUGUUCUCAGAUCCACUGAUAGCACAGACCUUGUAAACCCGUUUAAAGUGCCGAAUAUAAACGAGAAGCAGCUUCUCCAGGGGCUUAACGACCGCUUUGCAGGCUUUAUCGAAAAGGUUCGUCAUCUUGAAAGCCAGAACAACAUUUUGGAAAAUGAGAUUCAGGAACUAAGGCAAAAGCAAGUUUCCCUGUCCUCGCUGUCUGAAGUUUACGAUCCUGAAAUCAAAGCUCUAAGAGAGCUUGUCGGUGAAAUUACCUCUCAAAAGGCUCAGAUUGAGCUCGAGCAUCAUCAUUUGGAGGAAGAUAUUCACCUUUUGAGGGGGAGAUAUGAAGAGGAAGCACGCAGUAGAUCAGACACUGAGGCCAGCAUUAUGACAUUGAAGAAAGAUAUUAAUGACGCACAGCUGUCCAAACUGGAACUGGACAAAAAAGCUCACUCUCUGAUGGAAGAAAUACUUUUCUUAAAGAAAAACCACCAAGAAGAGGUAUCGGAAAUGAUGGCCCAAAUCCACGAUGCGCAAGUAACUGUCGAUAUGAAAGACUUUGGAAAGCCAGACAUCACUGCGGCUUUGAGGGAAAUCAGAAGCCAGCUUGAAGAUCACACCAAUACCAACAGGCAACAAGCAGAGGAAUGUUUCAGGGCCAGGGUAGCUAAACUGACAAAAGCAGCUGAAGUGAAUAAUGAAGCACUCCAAGUCAGAAGAGAACACAUCCACGAGCACAGACGCCAACUGCAGUCAAAAACCAUAGAGCUGGAGACAGUUAAAGGCACCAGGGAAUCUUUAGAGAAGCAACUCGGUGCCCUUGAAGAGAGGCACGAUGCAGAAAUCAGUCAUUACCAGGAUGCUAUCCAACAGCUGGAGCAUGAGCUUAAACACACACAGUAUGAUAUGUCUGGCCACCUGAGGGAGUACCAGGAUCUUCUGAAUGUCAAAAUGGCCCUAGAUGUGGAGAUUGCUUCCUACAGGAAACUUUUGGAAGGUGAGGAAACAAGAUUUUCUUCAGUUGCUGCAGGCCAUGUUCCAGCAUCAUAUGAGUACAGACAAUCCUCUGUCUACACUGUGCCAAGUUUCACAAGGCAGAAAACUACCACUAAGAAGGUGGAGCCACAGUAUAAGUUUGUUGAGGAGAUCAUCACAGAAACAACCAAAGAAGUGGAAAUGACAGAGAUUGAUGACACUGAUACAGAGGAAAUAAUGAGUGAAGAAGAAAGGAUGGAAAAGGAGAGUCCAGAGGAUGAGGUGGAAACAACAACUGACAAUGGAGAGGCACAAGAGGAUGGAGAGGAAGUGGACACUGUAGAAGCAGAGAAACACAAGGAAGAUGAACAAGAAGAGACCUCAUCUGAACCUGGGGAUGAGGCGCAAACUGCAGUUAAAAAAGAUGACGAAGAAGCAGUUGAAGGUGAAGUUGCAUCAGAAGCUGUAGAAGAGAUAGAAACCUCUCAAGAUGAUGUGGUUGAUGCAAAAAACACCAAUGAUAAGAAAGAAGCAAAAGAAGAGAGCACUGAUAAAGUGGAAGCCUUUGAGGAAGUGAAGAAAACUAUUGUGGAAAAAAACACAAAGGAACCUACAGAUGUAGCAGAAACCGAAACAGCAGAGGCACCAGAAGAUGAACCUUUAGGAGAACCAAAAUCACUACCCAGUGAAAUGACUCCAGAAAUAGAUGAAAGUGAAGAAUCAAAAAAGGUACUGACUUCAGAUGACAAAACUGAAGAGGUAAAACAAGUAGACAAAACAGAAGACACAAAAGGGGAGAGUUGUGUAACAAAGAAAGAGGAAGAUACAUCUGAAGAGAAAAGUGUCACAGCAGAGGAGGAGGUAAUUACGCCAGAAAAGAAAAGUCCUCUUGAGGAAAAGACAGCAGAAAAAGCAAUCCAUGAACACACUGAGGAACAAGAUACCAUGGAACCAAAGGAGAUGACCAGUCCAUUGGAAUCAGAAGAAGAACCUGACAAAACUGAAGAUAAAAUAACCACAGAUGUCAAAGUGGAAUCCAAGGAUAUUCUGAAAGAGGAGGUGGUGAGCCAAUCAAAAUCAGAAGAUGAUGCUUCAGAACCUGAGAAGACUGAAGAGAAAGCAACCCCAGAUAUUGAAGCAGCACCAGAAGACAUUCCAAAAGAGGAGACUGUAAGUGAAUUAAAAUCAGAAGAAGAGGAUGCUUCAGAACCUGAGAGGACUGAAGAGAAAGCAUCCUCAGAUUUUGAAGCAGCACCAGAAGACAUUCCAAAAGAGGAGACUGUAAGUGAAUUAAAAUCAGAAGAAGAGGAUGCUUCAGAACCUGAGAGGACUGAAGAGAAAGCAUCCUCAGAUUUUGAAGCAGCACCAGAAGACAUUCCAAAAGAGGAGACUGUAAGUGAAUUAAAAUCAGAAGAAGAGGAUGCUUCAGAACCUGAGAAGACUGAAGAGAAAGCAACCUCAGAUAUUGAAGCAGGACCAGAAGACAUUCCAAAAGAGGAGACUGUAAGUGAAUUAAAAUCAGAAGAAGAGGAUGCUUCAGAACCUGAGAGGACUGAAGAGAAAGCAUCCUCAGAUUUUGAAGCAGCACCAGAAGACAUUCCAAAAGAGGAGACUGUAAGUGAAUUAAAAUCAGAAGAAGAGGAUGCUUCAGAACCUGAGAAGACUGAAGAGAAAGCAACCUCAGAUAUUGAAGCAGCACCAGAAGACAUUCCAAAAGAGGAGACUGUAAGUGAAUUAAAAUCAGAAGAGGCUUCAAAACCUGAGAAGACUGUAGAAGAGGUUAGCAUGGAUUUCAAAGUGGAACACAAGUACCUUAUAAAAGAGGAGAUGGUCACCCAGACAAAAUCUGAAGAAAAGGCUUCAAAACCACACACACCUGAAGAGAACACACAUGCAGAUAUUAAGGUGGAACCAAAGCAUAUUCAGAAAAAGGAUUUGAUGAGCCAACAGCAAUCAGAAGAUGUUGCUUUGAUGCCUGGUACACCUGAAGAGAAAACAACCCCAGAUAUCAAAGCAGAAGAAGAUGUAAAACAGGAAACUUUGAGUGAAUUAAAGUCAUCAGAAAAGGACAUUUUGAAACCUGAAAAGACUGAAAUUAAAGUAUUCACAGAUGACAAGUUGGAUGUUAAAGACCUUCCAAAUAAGCAGACAGUAAGCCAAUUGAUACUAGAAGAUGUUCUGAAGUCUGUCAAACCUGAAGAGAAAGAAUCAACAGAUGUCAAAGUAGAAAUCAAAGACCUUCUGAAAGAGGAGACAGUGAGCCAGGAGAAAUCAGAAGAAAAUGUUUCUCUGAAGUCUGACAAACCUGAAGAGGAAGCAACCACAGAAAUCAAAGUAGAAACCAAGGAAAUUCCAAAAGAGGUGAUGGUUAGUGAAGUGAAAUCAGUAGAUGUUGCUCUGAAGUCUGACAAACCCAAAGAGAAAGCAACCCCAGAAGAUGAAGAGUUAAAAGCAGACAAAGUUCUAGAGGAAGGGGAAAAAUCUGAUUCAGAGGAAGACCAAAAGCCAGAAUUAGCACUGUCUCCAAAAGAAGAAAAGAAAGAGGACAGCAUUACAGUACUAAGUGAAGGAACAUAUGAAAAACCUUCCGAUAAACAAGAGAAAUCUACAGAGGAGGAAAGGGAGGUAACAUCUGAAGAGAAAGAGAGAACACAAACUGACACCAGUGUGGAAACAAAACCUCAAGAGAUGCCAUCAGAAAAGGAGACACCUGCUGAUAGCUCGGAGAUGGAGAAGCCAGAGAAUUCAAAGGAGAAGGAGCUGCUUGGAGAAGAAGAGAAAGUUCAGGAAAGGUCAGAGAGCCCAGAUACUGAAGCAGAUAAAAAGAAGAUUGGUGAUUCCAAAGAAGAAAAAACAGUGGAGGAGGAAAUGCAAUCUCCAAAGGAAACCCCUGUAAAAGAGGACAAACUCUUGAUAGAUGGCAUGCAAGAAAAAACUGGGAAAGAAGUGAAAGAAGGAAAAGUCACAUCCACAACACAAGAAAAUGGUCUUGAUGAAAGUGAAGAAUUGAGCAAAGAGAAGACAAUCGACACAGAGGAGACAAACAAGCCUGUAAAGGAGAGUCAGGUAGAAAAGACAAAAGCUACACAAGAAGAGCCCAAAACAUCUCAAACGGAUACAAUCCAAGACAGUGCCAGCAAAAAGUAAUAUGUUAAAAAAAAGGUUUAAAAUAUAACUUAAAAAUGCAUGUGACAAGCUAGUCUUUCAGGGUCUAAGAAAUAUGGAAAAAUGUAUGUAUUUGUGUGAAGAAAUAAUUUAAAGAAUAUGAUUAGAUUCUUGAUGCAUGGAAAUUGUAUAAUGUACCAAAUAGGCUGUCAAGCUUUGCAAAUUUGAAUGAACGGUGCUAUGUAAUUAAAUUUGAAUGAGUUCCAGCUCUGUAUUGACUGUCUGAAAGACAUGAGUGUAACAAUGCCUAUGAAUGAUAUCUACAAUAAUGCUUUCUAGAUAUAAGAAUAAAUGUAAUUUGCAGAGAAUGCCAUUGUCCUUAGGUUUGGGUUGUCUUUAGUGAAUUGAUCAAUUAAAGAAAAGGUUUAAAAUAUA
Acipenser ruthenus (sterlet) is the source of this 4783-nucleotide messenger RNA. RefSeq names its product neurofilament medium polypeptide-like. Gene Ontology annotation, biological process: neurofilament bundle assembly. NCBI's taxonomy places the organism in Eukaryota, Metazoa, Chordata, Actinopteri, Acipenseriformes, Acipenseridae. The transcript has 3 exons. The coding region runs from base 95 to 4390 and encodes 1431 amino acids. Gene Ontology annotation, molecular function: structural constituent of cytoskeleton. The record is from RefSeq and is a predicted model, not a curated record. Gene Ontology annotation, cellular component: intermediate filament; postsynaptic intermediate filament cytoskeleton; axon.